Molecule: messenger RNA, 3605 nt
Organism: Capra hircus (goat)
Lineage: Eukaryota; Metazoa; Chordata; Mammalia; Artiodactyla; Bovidae
Gene: CNTFR
Product: ciliary neurotrophic factor receptor
Exons: 9
Coding region: 1832-2950 (372 amino acids)
Biological process (GO): cytokine-mediated signaling pathway
Cellular component (GO): external side of plasma membrane; membrane; ciliary neurotrophic factor receptor complex
Molecular function (GO): cytokine binding; ciliary neurotrophic factor receptor activity
Source: RefSeq, a predicted model, not a curated record
GCUUCCAGCCUCUUAUCUGUUUUUCUCACACCAGCUCUGAAUUUAGAGCUGGCUCAUCCUGGGUUCCUUUCUUGGCCCCACCACUUGCUGACUGUGUCCUUGGCCAUUGUCUUAACCUCCUAAGCCUGAGGAGUAGCUGGAGAGGGGGGAGUGGCUGAGGGUCAGGAGCCAGGCCAAGUGGUAGCAAAGGCCUCAGGAGUCGCAGAUGUGGGAGGGGUUGCCGAGGCUAGUCGGGGCCUAGAGAGGCGAGCCGUGCCAGGGAGGGGCAGCCGGGGCUCCAGCGCCGUGGCUGGAGGAGCACCAGGUGCAGCGGGGAAGACUGGCCUGGGGAGGGGCAAGUGCAGCCGUAGGCAGGCAGCCGCCCUUCCCCGAAGGAGCCCCCAGAAGUCAGAUUCUCUGCACUCCCCCACCCCCACCCCGCUCCAGGCUGACACCCACACUGCUCUAGCCCUCUCUGGCUGUUUCUCUGGCAGCGUUUCUGACGGUGUCUCUGGCAAUGUGUCCGACUGUGUGUCUGAGUGUCCCUGGCAGUGUUCUGAGUGCUGUGGAGACUUCCUGACUGAGCAUCUGGCUGCGUCUCUGGCCCUCUCUCCGGCUGUUUUUCUGGGUGUAUGCCUGUUUGCGUCUGUCAGUUUCCCUGGUGUUUCUCUGCUUGUGCGUCAGGCAGUUUCUCUGGCAGGGUUUCUGACAGUGUCCCUGGCCUGUGUCGCUGAUGGCUGCUUCUCUGACUGGGCUUCUUGCUCUUUCUCUGAUACAUCUGCCUGCAUCUGGCUGAGUGUGGUACAGUGUUUCUGGUGGGCCCUUUGACUGCGUGUUGGCUGUUCUCUGGCCGUGUCUCUGGCUGGUUAUCUGGUUGAUCUACCUGUUUCUCUGGCUGGUGCCCCACGCAGUCUCUCCAGCCUGUGUGUAGGCUCUUUCUGCGGGGCUCUGUCUCCUGUUGAGGGCAGAGUCUUUGCUGUGUGUCUGACUGUGCCUCUGGUAGGGGCCCCGGUUGAGUGUCUGGGAGUGGUCUGUCUCUGGAUCUCUGCUCUGUCUUGUUGACAGAACUUUGUCUCUCUUCAGGACUGGAAUGAGAGAGAUUUGGAACCUUUUGGGCAGGAGCUGGCCGUUUCCCUCUCCUUAGGUAUAGGUGUGUGCUGGGGUGGAACAGUGUGAGGGCAGCUGGACCCAUCCUAGAAGCAGGUCAAUGCAUUGAGGGGCCACUGGGUCCAUCCUGGCUUCUGGAAACACAUCCUGACUGUGCAGUGUGUACCCACAUGGGAGUGUGCAGACACUGACGGACAUCUGCUGAACUGGGGCUCUCAGGCUCCUGGGCUGAAGGGUGAUAGGCUGGGGUCCCUGACUGGGACAUAUAUCUGAAAAGCCUUCAUCCUUCUCAUGAUCACUGGUGUCCGCUAAAGCAGAAACCACAUCUGACCUGCUCACAGUGUAGCGCUGCCCUGAUACCCUGCUGCUCUGAACAUCACAGAGCCCUGCUGGGCAAGGCUCACUUGGGGGUGAGGGGGUGCAGGUAGGGGUAACGUGGUAGGGCAUAUCCAAGGGUCUCUCCCCAGAAGCAUGGCAGGGGCCUUCCGUUCAAGGCAGUUUGGAGAUGUAUAGACUUCCAAUCAAGUUAAAGCAUUACCCUUUCAGUUUGCAGUGUUUAUAGCUAAUUAGCUAACCUCACCAGUAAAGUUAUUUUUUUUCUAGAAAAAUGGCCCUAGCAUUACCAGUGUUCUAUAACUCAUCUGCGGUUGACUACAUCCUGCAGCCAGCUUCCUUAUUGAACAACAAACCGCUGUAGGUUGCCUUCUACCAUCUCAGCAAACCUUUGCCUACAGAUGCCAAUAAGAUGGCUGCUCCUGUCCCGUGGGCCUGCUGUGCCGUGCUCGCUGCCGCUGCUGCCGUGGUCUACGCCCAGAGACACAGUCCGCAGGAGACUCCCCACGUGCAGUACGAGCGCCUGGGCUCAGACGUGACUCUGCCGUGUGGGACCGCCAGCUGGGACGCGGCGGUGACGUGGCGGGUGAAUGGCACAGACCUGGCCCCUGACCUGCUCAACGGCUCUCAGCUCGUGCUCCGGAGCCUGGAGCUGGGCCACGGCGGCCUCUACGCCUGCUUCCACCGCGACUCCUGGCACCUGCGCCACCAGGUGCUUCUCCAUGUGGGCUUGCCGCCGCGGGAGCCUGUGCUCAGCUGCCGCUCCAACACUUAUCCCAAGGGCUUCUACUGCAGCUGGCAUCUGCCCACUCCCACCUACAUCCCCAACACCUUCAAUGUGACUGUGCUGCACGGCUCCAAAAUAAUGGUCUGUGAGAAGGACCCGGCCGUCAAGAACCGUUGCCACAUCCGCUACAUGCACCUGUUCUCCACCGUCAAGUACAAGGUCUCGAUAAGUGUCAGCAAUGCCCUGGGCCACAAUGCCACAGCCAUCACCUUUGAUGAGUUCACCAUCGUGAAGCCUGACCCUCCGGAAAACGUGGUAGCCCGGCCAGUGCCCAGCAACCCGCGCCGGCUAGAGGUGACGUGGCAGACCCCGUCGACCUGGCCCGACCCCGAGUCCUUUCCUCUCAAGUUCUUUCUGCGCUAUCGACCCCUCAUCCUGGACCAGUGGCAGCAUGUGGAGCUGUCAGACGGCACAGCACACACCAUCACAGAUGCCUACGCUGGCAAGGAGUACAUCAUCCAGGUGGCGGCCAAGGACAACGAGAUUGGGACAUGGAGCGACUGGAGCGUGGCUGCCCACGCCACACCCUGGACGGAGGAGCCACGACACCUGACCACUGAGGCCCAGGCCCCCGAGACCACGACCAGCACCACCAGCUCACUGGCACCCCCGCCCACCACGAAGAUCUGUGACCCCGGGGAGCUGGGCAGCGGCGGGGCAACCUCGGCGCCCUCCUUCGUCAGUGUCCCUGUUACUCUGGCCCUGGCUGCCGCUGCCACCACUGCCAGCAGUCUCCUGAUCUGAGCCCGGCAUCCUGUGAGGACACGCCAGCGCACCUGCAGAGGAGCAGGAGGCCGGAGCUGAGCCCGAAGACCCCGGUUUCUAUUUUGCACACGGGCAGGAGAGCCUUCUGCAUUCUCUUCAGACACAAUUUGUAGAGACCCCGGCAGGCCCGGGCCUGCCGUGCCUCCCCUGGCCCCGCCACCCCAUGCCGGCCCACCUCCCUCCCUCACGGGAGGGGGCCAUGCAGCUAACCCACCCACCAAAGACCCCACCACCCGCCCCUAUCCUGCCCCCCUGGGGCUGGACCCUCCAACGCCAGCGACUCCCAGGAGCCCUUGGGGGGGCCUGAGGGGAGCCCCUCACAUCCAGUCUCUCCUCCUGUCUCCCCCUCCUGUCUGUCCCAGGGUCUCUGUUGCCACCAUCAGAUUAUAAGCUCCUGACGCUGGGGGGGCCCAGCCAUCCCCUUCCCCCCAGCGCCCACACUUUUCAGUCCCCCACCUCUGCCCCUGUUUUUGUACGACCCUCUACCUUUCUUGCUCCCACCCCACAGUAUUUAAUGCCCUGUCAGUCCCUUCUAGUCUGACUCAAUGGUAACUUGCUGUAUUUGAAUUUUUUAUAGAUGUAUAUACAGGGGUGGGGGUGGGGGGGUUCUCAUUAAACGUCACCAUUUCAUGAG